GUUAGAUAGCGAUAGCGUUUUUCUGUUGCUAGUGUGUUUACGAUUAUUUUUAAUGCAACUGGCACAGAAAGACAGGCGGAACAGACAUUAUGGGGAUGACGAUUGCAAUAUGGCUUCUAAUGAUGUCAUUCAUAGCAUCUGAUGUGGAUUGUCAAAUAUUCAAUAGUGUGAACACAUCGUUGGGACCUGUAAGGGGACUGAAGACAUCUGUCCUAACCGGAAACAUAUACCAGUUCCGUGCAAUUCCUUAUGGAAAAGCUCCGAUGGGAGAACUAAGACUUCGCAAACCGGAACCAUUCGGGAAAUGGUCUGGAACCUAUGAUGCAACGAAAUUCGGUCCAAGUUGUGUGCAGGAUAUGAAUACAUUUAGAGUUGGAGAUAAUUUCUUACCCAACUACAACAUCUCCGAAGACUGUUUGCAGCUCAAUAUAUUCGUUCCAACAUCAGCGUCUCCUACCAACAGGAAGUCUGUGAUAGUGUGGCUGUACGGUGGUGCUUUUGUGUCUGGACAAAGCGGUCUGUACGACGGUUCUUAUUUGACCUUUAUUGGUGACGUCAUAGUGGUCACUUUGAACUACCGUGUUGGUAUUCUAGGUUUUUACAGUACAGGGGAUGACGCUGCACCUGGUAACUAUGGACUGUGGGAUCAGUUACUGGCAAUAAGAUGGAUAAAAGACAAUAUUGAGGCUUUUGGUGGAAAUUCUAACUCCAUAACACUGUUUGGCGAAUCAGCAGGAGCUAUGAGCGCGUCUAUUCAUGCUCUUAACCCAAACAAUAAAGGACUCUUCCACAGGGCAAUCUUUGAGAGUGGAACAGCGAAUCAGGAAGCCGCAUUUAACCUUGAGAUUCCUGCAUAUGCUCAAGAGUAUGGUAUUCUUCUUAACUGCACAAAUGAUAACAACAAACACCCUAACACAACUGAGAUGGUGGAUUGCAUUCGCACAAGAUCCGUACAAGAAAUAUUAAAAAGUCAACAAGAGCACGUGGUGAAGAAAUACGGUGAGUUCAUCCUGGAUUUCAGCAUAUUCCCGGUAGUGGACGGAGACCUAAUUCCAAUUCAUCCCAUGAUUAUUAUUAAGAAUGCCUCCUCGCCAGCAUACCAGUUCCUUCAAUCUCUUGAUGUUAUUGGAGGAACAAACAGCGGAGAAGGCUCACUGUUGAUAGAUUACCAUGGGAAAAGCAUGGAAAGGCUUUGGGGACUGAACUUAACAGAGGGCAUAUCAACUGACGAUUUCUGUUCCAAAAUAGCAACAGAAAUUGCCAAGGACUUCUAUCACAACCGUUUGCAUGUAGCUAAGGAGAUUUGUCUGAUGUAUACGUCUGAUGUUAGUGACCAAGACCAAGCACUAAAUGUUACUAAGAUGUAUGGCGAUAUGGUGAUGCAGGCUCCAACUGUCUCCUACCUUGACAGACAUGCCAAAGACAACACACAAAGCAACACAUUCCAGUAUCUUUUAUCCCAUGAAAACUGUAUAAAGUACCACCGGGAUCCAUCUUGGUUCAAGGGUUUUCCACACGCCAGUGACCUGCCCUACUUGUUCAGGCCAAAUUACAUUGGUACACUGAUCAAUGCGGAUUGUCCUGAGGAUACGAAAUUGUCUGACAGAUUUAUCAAAUACUGGAGUAAUUUUGCGAAGACUGGCGAUCCGAACGGUGCUGGACUACCGGACUGGCCUAUGUAUAACCUGACGAGUUAUAGGUACUUGAACCUGAACAACAACGCCACUGAUGAAGGAAGAUUGUAUUGGGAUAGAGUUCAAUUCUGGAACAUCCACUUACAAUACGCAAGGAUGGACAAAAUAAACAGCAGUGACACGCAAAUCAACGGCAGCUAUAGCCAGAUUCAUUAUAGCAGCAUCGUCUACAUUGUAACAGCACUGCUCGUGGUCUUCCUGGUGCCGAGAGGCGUGCUGUGAACAAUCGUUGUACACUCAGUUAAUCAUUAUAUAUAGACAUAUAGAUGACAAUGAUUACGUUGAUAAAUGAACUGUUGAGAUACCAAAAUAACUUGUACAUGCACAUCAACACAUCAGUACAAGAUUAAAUAAAAUAAAAACAUAGUAUUUGAUGUAUUUUGCUUAAACAACUGAUGUUCGUUCUCCAACGUGUUCAAAUCAGCAUACAAAUUUAUUUCAAUUAGUUUGUAUUAAGCAUAAACCUGUGUAAAUAACACUCUAUUCAG
Mizuhopecten yessoensis (Yesso scallop) is the source of this 2182-nucleotide messenger RNA. RefSeq names its product carboxylesterase 3-like. Gene Ontology annotation, molecular function: signaling receptor activity; neurexin family protein binding. The record is from RefSeq and is a predicted model, not a curated record. Bases 90 to 1916 code for a protein of 608 amino acids. Gene Ontology annotation, cellular component: synapse; cell surface. NCBI's taxonomy places the organism in Eukaryota, Metazoa, Mollusca, Bivalvia, Pectinida, Pectinidae. Gene Ontology annotation, biological process: synaptic vesicle endocytosis; neuron cell-cell adhesion; postsynaptic membrane assembly. The transcript is spliced from 3 exons.